UGGUAAAGAGUUUUUCAGUUCAGUUCAAGUAAGCCGAUCAAUCGUAGUUAUUUCGUGAAGUAGUUCUAAUUUCCAAACAGUGAGCAGCACUAGUAUUUGCGUGUCUAUUACCGAAUAGUAUUUAUUAUUGCCAGUAUGAAUUACUCUACCUCUCGGAAUGGGUCCAACACUUGCAUGACGGUUGUGCCUUUCAAAGGAGGUCGCUAUGCAGGCGAUUAUCGACCAAGAAGACGCAUCAUACCAAAAAGGGUCUGGACCCUGCCAGUCUGGGCGCGUGCGGUCGAAAAUCCAGAGCAGAGGAAAAGCGUUACCGCUGACGGGAAGGAAAACUGCGCGAACAAGCAAUCGCCUUCCGGAAAUACACUGGAAGACGAUUUGGAGCGGCUGAUUGCCGCCGAAGGAGACACCAGAGGAAAACAUUUGGCAAUUGGCGAGAGAAAAAAGAUAAACGACAUGAUCAUGGCCACGAUUCGAGAUUCCGACGGUUAUGUAGACAGUUUGCUCGGAAAAGAUAUCGAUGCGCUCGAGAAGCAAUGCAGACCGCCACCACAGAAGUCGUACAAUGCCAACGAUUUCACUCAGUGUAAGUCAGUUCGGGAGAGUAUUAAUAAGAAGAUAACACAUUCUGCUCCAGAGAAAAAUAAAAAAUACAGUAAGAGUGUAUUUGUUGCCCCGAAUGGGGAAUAUAUCCUUUAUGAAGAUUCGGAAUAUGGUGAUUAUAUUCCCGAAAUUGACGAAAGAGGUGCGGCAGCAAAUCUGUUGAACACGGAAGGUGAAAAGCUUCAACACCUGCUCGAAACAGCGGAUAAUCGGAUUGAUGAAGACAUGUUCUCCCCAGAUAAGUGCGGGGAUAUGUCCACUUCGACCGAAAACUGUGAGCUGACGGAUGUGUCGCCAGAGACUGGAGAGCAAUCUGUGGUUUUGCCACCCCAUGCUUUAUCGCACUCGGAGGUCGACAGGUCAGCAGAUAAGCCCGAAAAAUCAACAUCGGUUGAUGGGAAAGCUUCAUUUAUUUGUUACAAUCCGGCGGAAAUCUUUAGGCAUAAGAUUUUCAAUCCCGCGCAACCCCCACUAGCAAGCUAUCCAGCGGGUUGUUCAUACGGAUUCAACGCCUAUGAGGAAAACCCACAUAUCGACAGUACCGCAUCGUCCUGUGAUGGAAUGGGCAGUUUGGAAACGGACAACCAGAAGCUUAGACAAGCCGUUAGUGUUGCAGAAGAAGAGGCGAGGAUUGCUCAUGAGCGGUGGGCCGAGCUCACGAAACAAAUUGAGGAGGCAGAAGAGGAACUGCAGAUCAAACGGGCCUCCGCUUUGGCAGUUAUGAAUAAGCUGGCGAAACAGAUUAGGGACAGGGAGUCCAUCCUGGAAAAGCAGAUGCGCUUGAUCGAACGCUUGGAAGGGAUGAUAUCGGAAAAGGACAAGGAACUCGAACGAUUGAAAAAAGAUUGCAACGAGCAGACACCCCCGAACAUGGUUCCCUCCGAACAAGUUCGCAGCGAAAUUUAUCAACGGGUGAUGGAGCUCUAUGCGAAAAACGUCAAACUAGCGAUGGUAAACGACGAUGUGAAGAGUUCCGCGGAACAGAAAGAUAAGCUUCAGGCAGAAUUGGACUCAUGUCACUCGGACCUAGAGGAAGUCGCAACAGGAGGCUUUGCAAUGGAUGCGCAAUGAUCCGCUUUUGAUUGAACCGAAGUUUCGCCUCAAAGUUUGUCUUGAGAUGGAUCAAUUAGUCAAAUGUUGUUUCGUUUCGUCAUAAAUAAGUGAUACAUUUUCGUCCAUAAUAAAAUAUAACAGUUUUUGAAGACGAACCUCUGAUU
Armigeres subalbatus is the source of this 1817-nucleotide messenger RNA. RefSeq lists its product as uncharacterized. The transcript has 2 exons. The record is from RefSeq and is a predicted model, not a curated record. Bases 136 to 1671 code for a protein of 511 amino acids. Lineage: Eukaryota; Metazoa; Arthropoda; Insecta; Diptera; Culicidae.